Messenger RNA from Lactuca virosa, 1212 nucleotides. NCBI's taxonomy places the organism in Eukaryota, Viridiplantae, Streptophyta, Magnoliopsida, Asterales, Asteraceae. The record is from the annotation of a GenBank genome assembly.
CCCCCCAAGAUAUGAACCACCUUGUUCUUCUACUGUUCAUUUUCUGCAUACCACAUCUAACCAAUGGCAUCGAGUUCAAUUAUCCAGCGGUUUUUAACUUUGGAGACUCGAAUUCCGACACUGGCGACCUAGUCGCCGGUGUCGGUGAUAAACUCGAGUCCCCUAACGGUCAGACUUAUUUUAAAGGACCGUCAGGGAGGUUUUGUGACGGUCGUCUUAUCAUUGAUUUCUUAAUGGAUGCGAUGGACUUGCCUUUCCUAAACGCGUACUUGGAAGCUCUUGGUGUGCCAAAUUUCCGCAAAGGAUGCAAUUUCGCAGCUGCUGGAUCAACUAUUUUACCCCCGUCCGUAAACGCCGUUAGUCCGUUUUCAUUUGGGAUACAAGUGGCUCAAUUUUUUCGAUUCAAGAGUCGGGUUCUUCAGUUGCAAGCCAAGUCAAAAAGGUUCAACAAGUAUUUACCUGAUGAAGACUACUUUAGCCAUGGGCUUUAUAUGUUCGACAUAGGCCAAAAUGAUAUUGCUGGUGCAUUUUACUCAAAAUCUUUCGAUCAAAUUGUGGCUUCGAUUCCAUUGGUUUUAGCCGAAUUUGAAGCCGGAAUCAAGAAAUUAUAUGAUGAUGGUGCAAGAAACUUUUGGAUUCAUAACACGGGCCCACUUGGGUGCUUGGCCCAAAACAUUGCAAAGUUUGGGACAGAUCCCUCAAAGCUCGAUUCCCUUGGUUGUGUUUCUACACACAACCAAGCGGCUAAUCUAUUCAAUAUACAACUACAUGCACUUGCCACGAAAUUGCAAGGGCAAUAUUCAGACGCAAAUGUCACCCCACGUUUUGAACAACCAACGGGUGCAUGUUGUGGGUACGGCGGUCCACCACUAAACUACAACAGCCAAGUGGCGUGUGGCCAAACAAAAACCAUAAACGGUACCUCGAUUACAACAACAGUUUGUAAUGAUACCACUGAAUAUGUGAAUUGGGAUGGAAUCCACUACACCGAAGCUGCAAAUCAACACAUUGCUUCACAAAUACUCACCGGAAAGUUUUCCGAUCCACCAUUUGCUGAUAAAAUGCCGUUUCUUUUAAAUCUCAAGUUUUAAAAGCUCAGAUUGUAAUCAAGACGUUAUCAAAUAAACCAUAAAUUUAUCGAAGUUAUAUUUAUAUUUCAUUUUAUACAAAUUGUAUCAUAUGUUUAAGACUAACGGUCUCCCCUAGGUCCCG